This is a messenger RNA of Chelmon rostratus (copperband butterflyfish), 2467 nucleotides long. RefSeq names its product nuclear RNA export factor 1a (gene nxf1a). Gene Ontology annotation, cellular component: nucleus; cytoplasm. Gene Ontology annotation, biological process: poly(A)+ mRNA export from nucleus. Gene Ontology annotation, molecular function: RNA binding; protein binding. The record is from RefSeq and is a predicted model, not a curated record. The transcript is spliced from 21 exons. Bases 214 to 2115 code for a protein of 633 amino acids. Lineage: Eukaryota; Metazoa; Chordata; Actinopteri; Chaetodontiformes; Chaetodontidae.
UGGAAAAGCUAGCUAAGCUAAAAGCUAGUUUAACACUGGCUACUCGAUUACGGCGAGGUCGCCUUUGUCUCACCUCUGAACUACUUGGGAUGCUGGAGCUUGUUCCACAGCCUAACCUUUGUGUUUCGUGAAAGAGACAAACGAAUCCCUGCCAGUAUUAUUUUACAGCAAGGGCUGUGGGUUUUAUUUUUAAUCUAACACUGUCCUAGGAAUAUGGCGGAUGGCGGGCAUUACUACAACGAGCAUGAUGAUAGAACAGCGCCGCAGUUUCGCAGCCGUAAAGGCAGAGGCUCCCACAAGGGUCGGUAUGACAGGUCCCGAAGAGACCGCCAACGGGGAAGCCACUCCGGAGGCUUUGGAGGUCCUGGGCCACGGUCUAGGCUUGACGAUACAGAUGGAGAUGUAACUAUGAGUGACAACUCGCAGGACAACAGCUCCCAGCACAGAUUCAACCCAUAUGGAAGAUCUUUUCGAAAAGGCGAUGGGCGGUUUGACAGAGACAGGCGACAAGGCAAAGGAGGAGGAGGUGGCAGAGGAGGCGGCUUUAGAGGAGACAGGGGUGGAGGAGGCAGCAGUGGAGGAGGAGGGAAACCCCGUUCAGGCUGGUACAAAGUAACGAUACCACACGGAAGAAAAUAUGACAAGAAAUGGUUAUUGACAGCGCUUCAGAACAUCUGUUCAGUUCCCUUCACACCUGUACAGUACCACGUUGACCAUAACAGGGGUCAUUUCUAUGUGGACGAUUCGGCUACUGCCAGUGCCUUGCACAAAUGUUCCCACAAGAUAACAGACUCCGAUGGAUAUAAGGUGGAAGUGCAUGUCAAUCCCAGCCCUCCACCAUCCUUCCUUCUCUCUGACCUGAAGCCUGAACACUUGGAGCACCUGAGGCAAUGCAUGGCAAAGCGUUUUGAUGGCUCCCAGCAAGCCCUGGACUUGAACAACAUCCGAACAGACCCAGACCUGGUGUCUCAGAACAUUGAAGUCAUUUUGAAUAGGAAGACAAACAUGGAAGCUGUCAUCAAGAUCAUUGAAGAAAACAUUCCAGAGCUGACGUGCUUGAACCUGAGUAAUAACCGCAUUCACAAAUUGGAUGAGCUCGCUGAACUGGUGACCAAGGUGCCUCAUCUGAAGACCCUCAACCUUUCCCACAACGAGCUGAAGUCUGACCGGGAGCUGGACAAGAUGAAGGGCCUGAAGCUGGUGGAGCUGUGGCUGAUCAGGAACCCUCUGUGUGACCUCUUCAAGGAUCAGGCCUCAUACAUCAGUGCUGUGCGUCAGAGGUUUCCCCGGCUUCUCAAACUGGAUGGUUUUGACCUCCCACCGCCCAUUGGAUUUGAUGUGGAAACACCCACCACUAUCCCGCCCUGCAAGGGAAGCUGUUUUGGCUCAGACGAAAUCAAGGCUCUCAUCCUUCGAUUCUUGCAACAGUACUACAGCAUAUAUGACUCAGGGGACAGACAGCCACUCCUGGAUGCUUACCACGAUGGAGCAUCAUUGUCCCUCACAACACCUUACUCCACCCAGAACCCCUCUCGGAGCAGUCUAGGAGAGUAUCAUAAAGACACUCGAAACCUGAAGAGGAUCAAAGACUCCACAAUACGGUUUCGACUUCUGAAACACACACGGCUGAAUGUUGUGGCUUUCCUCAAUGAGCUUCCCAAGACUCAGCACGACAUCGCCUCCUUUACUGUGGAUGUGAACACCUACACCAACACACUACUCUCAUUCACAGUGAGCGGAGUCUUCAAAGAAGUUGCUGUCGAUGGUAAAUCCCGAGAGUCCACCAUGGCUUUCUCUCGAGUGUUCAUCACAGUCCCAGCAGGGAGUACUGGCCUGUGCAUUGUGAACGACCAGAUUUUCAUCCGGAUGGCCACAACCGAGGAGAUCCGCCGAGCCUUCGUCGCUCCUGCCCCGACACCAUCUUCCAGCCCCGUCCCCACCCUCACAGCACCACAGCAAGAGAUGCUCACAGCCUUCUCACAGAAGUCUGGCAUGAACCUGGAAUGGUCCCAAAAGUGUCUGCAAGACAAUGAGUGGGAUUUCAACAGAGCAGCACAAAUUUUCACUCAGUUAAAGACAGAAGGCAAGAUCCCAGACAUUGCGUUCAUAAAAUGAAGAAUUGAAGCAUACCUCUGUGAAAUAAAGCAGUUAUUUUAUUUAUGGCUUUUGUUUUUAUCCCUUAUUCUUUGCCUUUUCUUGUAUUAAAAAGGAUAUAGAUGAAGUUGACUAAUGUAAACUAUUGUUUUGUUUUAACAGUCAAAUGUCAACUGUUUGACCCAAAGACUGAUGUUAUGAUACAAUUUUUGGUUGUCAUUGUAACCUUAGUAUUUGGUCAUUUGUAUAGCAAUCACUACAUGUUUUCAUAGGAAUAAAGACAAAUGGCCAGUAGUUUACCUUGUGUUCAUGUUGAUUUGUUGUAUCAUGUUUAACAAUAAAAAAAUAUUUUGUUACACACUUGAUACAUUUC